AUGACAGCCAAGAAGAAUCAGAGUCUGCAGAAUGGAAGUGCCAAGGAGAACGUGCUGCAGAGGGUGCUGCAGCUGCCCGUGGUGAGCUCAACCUGCCAAAGCCUCCAGCGGACCUACACCACCACCAAGGAGGCCCAUCCACUCAUGGCCUCUGUGUGCGAGGUCUACGAGCGGGGCGUGCAGGGCGCCAGCGCCUUGGCCAUGUGGAGCGUGGAGCCGGUGGUGCGCAGGCUGGAGCCCCAGUUCGCUGUCGCUAACAGCCUGGCUUGCCGGGGCUUGGACCACCUGGAGGAGAAGAUCCCUGCCCUCCAGUACCCGGUUGACAAGCUUGCAUCUGAACUGAAGGGCACCAUCUCCACCCCGCUCCAAAGUGCCAAAAGCACCAUUGGCAGCUCCGUGGAUAAGAUCAUGGAGCUGGCAGCAGAGGGCUACGAGGCCACCAAGAGCACGGUGGAGACAACAGCCAAGUACACAAGGAGGAACUCGGUGAGCCAGAUGGCAGCCGCUGGGGUCGACACAGCCCUGGGAGGGCUGGAGAAGCUGAUGGAGUACCUGCUGCCGGAGGAGGAUGAAGAAGCAGAUCAGAAGCCCAAAGAUACACGUGGGUCAGCAGCAAAGGUUUCCCAGCAGCAGCCCAGUGCUCCCAGUGCUCCCAGUGCUCCCAGUGCUCCCAGCACCCUGGGCCGGAUCGGUGCCUUGGUUAGCACUGCUUCCCACCGUGCUUACCAGCAAACCACCCAUGGCCUCCAGCGUGCCAAAGCCAAAGGGCAGGAGCUGGCCACAUGGAUCCCCGUUGUGGGCAACCUGGCCAAACCAAGUGUACCCGAGGCACCACAGGUCCAUAGUGAUGGGCAGAGCACCACAACUGGCUGGCUGAGCCGGCGGCAAAGCAAGGUGCCAGAGCAGAAGCAGGAGAAGGCGGGGAAGAAAGACAACCACCACACCAAGGAGGUAUGGAGAAAGGGGGACGGGCUGGGAACGGUCCCCAGCACCCGGGACAACCUGCAAACCGCCUGCGCCUCCGGCAUCUCCAGCGUGAAGAAGGUCCCGGCGGUGGCCUGGGAUGCAGCAGAGGGGUUGAUCCUCUUCACCCCCCGCAGGCUGUCCAAGGCCAUGGAGACGGUGGAUGCUCUUGGGGGGACCCUCAUCAGCGCCCCAAAGCAUCUGCUGGGCACCCUGUACAGCUACGUGCCGCUCCGCAGGCAGUCAGCAAAGGAAGAGGAGGCAACCAGGAGCAGCAAACCCAGCGCGGAGAAGGAGCAGAAGGAGCAGGAGGAGGAGGAGGAGGAGGCCAAGCCUGCCACCCCCCCGCCUGAGGAGAAAGCCCAGCUGAGGGGCGACUGGCGGCUGUACCGCGGCCAUCACCCCCUCUCCUUCCUGGGGCUGGAGGACCCCCUGUUCCUGCGGCACAACUUCUACCGCAGCCCUGCCUUCGAGCCCGAGUAUCCCCUCCCGCGGAAAUCUGCCUUCUCGCCCUACAACAGGCGUGUGAGCGAGGGCUCCUACCGCUUCAGCCCCGAGCCCAUGUACAGCCGGCCCUACUACACCAGCCUCUACAGUCCUGUCUUCAAGAAGGACUGA
Molecule: messenger RNA, 1581 nt
Organism: Nestor notabilis (Kea)
Lineage: Eukaryota; Metazoa; Chordata; Aves; Psittaciformes; Psittacidae
Gene: PLIN1
Product: perilipin 1
Exons: 9
Coding region: 1-1581 (526 amino acids)
Biological process (GO): lipid metabolic process
Cellular component (GO): lipid droplet
Source: RefSeq, a predicted model, not a curated record